UUUUUUUUUUUUUUUUUUUUUUUUUUUCCAUGGUGGUUGUAACUUGUAAGGCGUAAUCAGUUCGUCCGCUUUGUUAGAACCAGUGAAUACAUCGAUGCAUACAGGGAAAAAUCGUUGAUCUAACAAGAAACUGCAGCUACUAGUAAUAGUCAAAUAGAUUUGAAGCCAUGAUAAAACUAUUUGAUGCUCAUUGUCACCUACAAGACCCCAGAAUCAUCAACAAGGCCCCAAGUGUUAUCAAAACAGCCCUAGAGAACGGCAUACUCCAUUUUGCAGUGAAUGGUGUCUCUGAGAAAGACUGGCAUUUGGUAAAGGAGAUGAGCAACAGCUACCCUUCUAUAAUCCCUUCAUUUGGAAUCCAUCCAUGGUUUAUAAUGGACAAAACCUCCAACUGGUUGAAACUCUUAAGAGAAUUCAUGGAUGAUACACCUUGUGCUGCAAUAGGAGAGAUUGGUUUAGACAAAGGGUCACGUGGAAAGACUAUUGAUUUCACAAAUCAAGUUGAAACUUUCAGCCUGCAACUUGAACUUGCUAAAGAGCUUAAAAGGCCAGCUUCUGUACACUGUGUGCGUGCUUUUGGUGAUCUUCUUGAUGUAAUGAAAGCUAUUGGACCUUUUCCUGAAGGUGUGAUCUUGCAUUCUUACUUAGGUUCUGCUGAAAUGGUUCCUGAGUUUGCAAAACUCGGGGCUUAUUUUUCCUUUUCGGGGUUUCUUAUGGCCAUGAAAGAAAAUAAAGCUAAGAAAAUGGUGAAAGCAGUGCCUUUUGAUAGGAUUUUACUGGAGACUGAUGCACCUGAUGCAUUACCAAAGAUAUUGAAUGAUUCAGAGUCUGUUUUCUUGGUUGAAGAAGAAGAGGGAAAUGAUGAAGAGCUGAAAGAGAUGCUUAAUCAUCCAGCUAAUAUCCAGUUUGUGCUUGCUUAUGUGGCGCGUUUGCUUGAUAUGUCUAAAGAAGAGCUUGCAGAUGUGAGCUAUAGAAACGCAGUGCGUAUCUUUUCUUAUGAAGGCUCCAAAGUGCAAAAAGAUUAGUUCAGAAUUCAAGGCAUCCGAAACUCUGCUUUCUCUGAACCAUUAAGAGACUGAAUCAUUCAGCAGUAGAUGGUCCAGUUUUAUCAAACGGCAUAGUUGUGUACAAUAUUUAUAGUAUAGAUUCGUGUUAUGAAGUUUGUAUCCAAAGGCUAUUUCUAUUUUGGUUAAUGCAAUAUUCUUAAUAGAAGUUAA
Lactuca sativa (garden lettuce) is the source of this 1217-nucleotide messenger RNA. Its product is annotated as TatD related DNase. NCBI's taxonomy places the organism in Eukaryota, Viridiplantae, Streptophyta, Magnoliopsida, Asterales, Asteraceae. The record is from RefSeq and is a predicted model, not a curated record. Gene Ontology annotation, molecular function: hydrolase activity, acting on ester bonds.